Messenger RNA from Mercenaria mercenaria, 920 nucleotides. RefSeq names its product chymotrypsinogen A-like. Gene Ontology annotation, molecular function: serine-type endopeptidase activity. The transcript has 6 exons. Lineage: Eukaryota; Metazoa; Mollusca; Bivalvia; Venerida; Veneridae. Gene Ontology annotation, biological process: proteolysis. The record is from RefSeq and is a predicted model, not a curated record. The coding region runs from base 97 to 855 and encodes 252 amino acids.
AAUGGCACAUGUUAUUUUCCCGAUGUCAACCACAGGACCCUUUAAAUACCAGAUGGCACAUGGCUUCUGCCAGUGUCUAUGUGACAUUAGUACAUCAUGGUCUCCAUGUUUAUUUUCGGCUUGCUUCUGGCGGAUUUGGCUUACGGGAAUUCGCUGUCCCGUAUUAUAGGCGGUUCGGACACAUCUAUAAAAUCUCACCCUUAUCAAGUGUCGUUGCAAAACAGUUACGGCAGUCAUAAAUGUGGAGGUUCUAUCGUUGGAAGUCAGUGGAUACUUACAGCAGCUCAUUGUGUUGAGUCAGGAAAUGCUGAAGAUUUCACGAUCUCCCUCAAUGACGGGACGCUGGAUGGAAAAUAUACAGUAUACGAUGUAGCAGUCAUAAAACACCCUGACUACGUGCACCAAGGAUCUGGAGCCUUUCCCAAUAACAUUGCCCUCCUUAAGUUGAAGACCCGGAUGGAUUUCAAUACUUACGGACAUAUUGCCAUCUCCCUGGCUGCUUCUGGUCAGACUUUUGAAUGGGACACCUGCACAAUUACUGGUUGGGGACUCACAGCAGUGGAUGAUAUGAACAGCACCCCCAACGUUCUGCAAGAGACUACUGGAACAGUGCUGUCAAGUGACGGAUGUACUAGCGCUUUUGGGUCAAACUACAACCACGAUGUGCAUAUGUGUCUUGGUAACAGCGAAAGUGGGACAUGCAACCAAGACAGUGGUGGUCCUAUGGUUUGUAGUGGGGUGUUGGCGGGUGUAGCCUCGUGGGGCCGGGUUGGAUGUGACCCAAGUUACCCAAGCGUCUAUGCCAGGGUGUCUACUUACAGACAGUGGAUCGAUGAUACUAUCGCCACAAACUGAGAAUCGGAAUUUUGCUAUUUGCAGACGAUUGUUUGAAAUACGAUCAAUAAACAUUUAGCAAAUUA